Coccinella septempunctata (seven-spotted ladybird) is the source of this 1299-nucleotide messenger RNA. RefSeq names its product protein YIF1B (gene Yif1). Gene Ontology annotation, biological process: endoplasmic reticulum to Golgi vesicle-mediated transport. The transcript has 5 exons. Lineage: Eukaryota; Metazoa; Arthropoda; Insecta; Coleoptera; Coccinellidae. The record is from RefSeq and is a predicted model, not a curated record. The coding region runs from base 162 to 1220 and encodes 352 amino acids. Gene Ontology annotation, cellular component: COPII-coated ER to Golgi transport vesicle; endoplasmic reticulum membrane; endoplasmic reticulum-Golgi intermediate compartment.
CAGUCUGUGACACAGAUAACAAAGUCUGUGGUGUUGACCAAGCAGAAUGGUUAGAUAUUCAUAAGAAAAUAGAAAUGUUUAUCUAAUUAAUUAAUAAUACUUUACGUAUCUAUCCGUAUGGAGUGAUCCUCUAGUAUAUGAAUUCGGAAUAAUAAUUCAAAAUGAACUACAACUCGAAUGCUAGCACACGCACCAGUUUUGGUCGCAAAGUGAAAAGAGUAAGUGAUGUGAAUGCGAUGGGAUACACACCCCUUGAGCCUAAUUUUUCCAAUCAAGCACCUUAUGCAAAUAUAGGUCAAGAAUCCCAAAAUAUACCGCAGUAUCCGCCACAAGAUUAUGUGAGUUCUCCAAUGAUGAAUCAGAAUGUUGAUUUGGGACCCACAGCACCAAACGUUAUGUAUAAUAUGAAUAUGCCUUAUAUGGACAACUCUCAAAGACCUAAUUUAUCUGCUUUCAAACAACCAAUUGUUCAAGAUUUUGCUCUACAGUAUGGUCAACAGUUAGCUAAUGUGGGAACAAAUAUCAUACAGAAAGAGGUUGAAAGAUAUGUCCCUGUUGGAAAAUUGAAAUAUUAUUUUGCUGUUGAUUCAAAAUACGUGUUGAAAAAACUGAUACUGCUGAUAUUUCCAUUCACUCAUUCGAAUUGGUCCAUAAAAUAUGAGCAAGAUACUCCAGUCCAACCAAGAUUUGAAAUAAAUGCACCAGACCUUUAUAUUCCAAUGAUGGCAUACAUUACUUAUAUAUUGAUAGCUGGCUUGUUGCUUGGAACUCAACAAAGGUUCACUUUUGAACAAAUUGGAAUUCUUUCCUCUUCUGCACUAGCUUGGUUUGUUGUAGAAUUGUGUGUUUAUUUAGGUACACUCUAUAUAUCUAUGAUCCAAACUAAUCUCCGUACUUUAGAUCUUCUUGCUUAUAGUGGAUACAAGUUUGUCGGGAUGAUUUUGAGUGUAUUGAUAAGUUUGGUUGCUGGGAAAACAGGUUAUUAUGCCUGUCUGGUAUAUACAAAUUUUGCUCUAGCUUUCUUUCUAAUUAGGGCCUUGAAAGCACAGGUUUUGUCUGAAGUUAGUACUGAAACCAGUUAUUAUGGGGACCAAAGCCAGGGGGUAGGCAAUAAGAGGCGGCUGUAUUUCCUUCUUUUUGUUGCGUUCACUCAACCCAUUCUAGCCUGGUGGCUGUCCUACCACUUGAUAGGUGGUGGUGUUGUUAAGAAGGAAUUGUAAGGCUUACAUAUUUAUAUAAAUUGGAAUAACUAAACAAUUUUUAUGUGAAAAACGUCAAUAAAUCUAAUAUUUGUCUUAA